AUGGAUGACCUGGCGCGUCCUGCGCUGUGCGAGAUCAACAACCGCGCCAACCAACGAUUAAGCGGAAACCACGCUUUCUCGCCCAAGAAGGGAAACGAACCCCCGACAACAGACGGGCAGUCCUCCUCUACUCAGCCUCUACCAAGAUGGGGUCAGCUCAGUGGCUUCAACCCGCACGCCAUGUCUGCUCAUGUCUCCCGCGCGGGAGCGGAACAACUAGGACGAGAAGGACUCUCGAGCAAGCCUAGAGAACCCGAUACCACAUGGGUGAAGCAGGAGCAUGCACUGUCCGCACGGGCUGAGGAAAAGACCUUCCAGCGCGGUGGCCCAGCUCACGAAUUAGACUCGCACCCCGGCAUUCGAGGGGAGCCCAGUGCACAAGACAUUGCACCUUUGCGCCUAAACAUGUCCGAUCUCUUCGACGGCCGCACUCCUGAGCAGCUCGAGAAGGGUGUUGAAAAGGGGAUGGAGCUGCUAGAAAAGAUCCAACGUACUCUGGGAGAAGUGGCAAGUCAAGAAGUGACUCGGUGGGCUGAGUCAAUUGAUAAGAUCCAAUCUCAAGCCGGUCGUUCGAGAACUGUCAUUGGUGUUGUUGGCGCGACGGGCGCAGGAAAAAGCUCUGUCAUCAAUGCGAUGCUCGAUGAAGAGCGGCUAGUUCCGACUAAUUGCAUGAGAGCUUGCACCGCUGUUGUAACAGAAAUCAGUUACAACUACCAAGAGGGUGCCCCGUUCAAAGCUGAGGUCGAGUUCAUUUCCAAGCAGGACUGGCGAAAGAUGCUCAAUGUUCUCUUCCAAGAUCUCCUCGACCAGUCGGGUCAAGUUUCCCGCGAGUGUACGAACGAAGACUCUGAAUCUGGUGUUGCCUAUGCCCAGGUCAAAGCGGUCUAUCCGCGGCUAACAAGAGAAGAAAUGACCGAAGUCCCUAUCGAUAAGCUGAUGGAGCACCCGAACGUCGCCUGUCUAGGCACCAAGCGCAGUAUUGAAUCAGAGGAUGCCAUGUCGUUCUAUAAGCAGCUGCAACGCUUUGUAGACAGCAAGGAGAAGACCACUGGGGUGAAAGAACGGGUUGAGAAGGAGAAAAAGCCGCGUGAGCAGGAGUAUUGGCCUCUAAUCCGGGUUGUCAAACUCUAUGUGAAGGCUCCUGCUCUAGCAACUGGUGCAGUGAUAGUCGAUCUUCCGGGUGUCCACGACAGCAAUCAGGCUCGCGCAGCGGUCGCUAAGGACUACAUGAAACAAUGCACCGGACUGUUAAUUGUUGCACCCAUCACAAGAGCAGUUGACGACAAAUCAGCAAAGACCCUGCUUGGCGACUCUUUCAAACGCCAAUUGAAGAUGGACGGUGGCUUGAGUUCGGUGACUUUCAUCUGCAGCAAGACAGACGACAUCUCGAUCACUGAGGCUCAGGAUUCUCUAGGCCUCGAGGAAGAGCUCGCGCCCAUGUGGGCAGAACUAGGAGACCUGGAAAAGAAGAAGGAUGCCAUGAAGAUACAGAUCAAACAGCUCCAAGACUCUAGGUCCGACGUAGAUGCGGCUAUGGAUUCCGCCGAAGAUGAGAUGGACACUUGGGAAAAGCUGCAAGAAAAGUUGAUUGGGGGUAAAAUUGUCUUCAGACCUCACGGGAAACGCCACAAGCGCAGGCUUUCAGAUGCAAGCAGUCCGGCGAGGAAAAAGCCCAAGUAUGCCGAGCCGGAUUCGGACGAUGACCUUACAAAUAGCAGCGAUGAGUGCGCCAGUAACGCACCAUCGAACUCCGCUUCCUCAAACACCAGUCACGAUCGAGGUGAGCCGCUUACUGAAGAUGAGAUCGCGGACAAGAUCACCGAGCUCCGAGGUGCCAGGAAGGAAUGGCGCCGAGAGAGGUCCAGGAUUGAUGAACAGAUCCAGAAAUUGCGGGCUCGGAUUCAAGAAGUGGGCAGGGAGUGCGAGGACAUCAACGCAAAGCUUUCAUGCAAGUGUAUUGCAGGUCGCAACGAGUAUUCACGAGGUGCCAUUCGCCAGGACUACGCAGCCGGCAUCCGCGAACUGGAUCAGGAGCUCGCUGAAGAAGAAGACGCUGCAAACUUCGACCCCGAAGUGGAUGCGCGCGACUAUGAUGAAGUGGCUCGAAACCUACCCGUCUUCUGCGUAUCUUCUCGCGCAUAUCAGAAGUUGAAGGGGAGACUCCGCAGAGACCGUACUCCUCCAGGCUUCCAACACAUCGAUGAGACAGAAGUGCCAGCGCUGCAAGCUCACUGCGUUCAGUUGACCGCCACUGCUCGUCAAGCGUGCGCCCGCAAGUUCCUCACGAGCAUGUUUCAGCUGCUAAAUUCCCUCCGUCUAUGGGCCUCGAAUGAUAGCACACCCAAGAAUCUCACAGAGGAGCAGAUGGGCCAAGAAGCUCAAAUGCUGAGAGAGAUGCUCAGUAACCUCGAUUCGGGGCUCGAAAAGGCAGGCGACGAUAUUGUCGAUAGACUUGUUGAUGAGCUUGAUGACAAAGUCUAUGACGCGUAUCCCCAUGCUACGACGGCUGCCCGAGCUCAGGCAGAUGAUAUUGUUCAGAAAUGGGGGUCGCCUGUCAAUCGGUCAGAUCGCGCUGCAGGAGGUCUCUAUUGGGCAACGUACAAAGCAGUGGUUCGCCGCGAUGGAUGCUUCACAAACGCCCAAGGCUGCCAUAAUUUCAACGCGCAGUUACUUGAACCACUAAUCCGCCACCUCGCGGGACCUUGGGAAUCAGUCUUUACUCGCAGGAUGCCGAUCAUCCUUAAUGGACUCUCAACGAACGUGGUUCACACCAUCACCGCUUUCCACAAUGAUGUUGCGCGCCGCGCAGUCCGCAAUGGUGCUUCGGUGGCUUCGUUCGAGAUGCUAAAGCAACAAAUACCCCUUUACCAGGAACGGUUGAAAGACAUAAUCAGCGACGCGAGAGCUUGGAUCAUCGAGCAGCAGCGCACCUUCAACCGCGAGUUUGAGCCUCUAAUUACUGAACAUAUGCAUGACGUCUAUGUCACUUGCGCCAACGAAUAUGGCCCAGGAUCCUACCGACGGAUGCGGGAUCACAUGGAGCGGUAUGUCGAGGAUGAGAAGACGUCCAUGUUUGAGAAAGCUGUCGACCACGUCCAUGGACUUAUCAAGAAUAUGAUCAAGGGACUGAGAGAAACUUUACGCAGCGGGCUUGAUGCCAUUUUCCUGGAUAUCCAGAGAGAGUAUUCUAGUGUGCUGAUCAGGCAAGAAGUCAAGCCUCUAGAUCGGCCAACCAUUCCUCGCAGAGUCCUGGAGAUUGUCAAUAGUGCUGAACAAGUUUUCAAGCAAGCCGUUGGCAUCAAACCUGGACCUGCAGUUCGUCCUCGAACUCAGACCAAAUAUCAGUCAGAACACGACGAGGCAUCUAUUACAGUCAAGCAAGAGCCCAGAGAGGACUUCACAUAG
Messenger RNA from Cladophialophora bantiana CBS 173.52, 3405 nucleotides. RefSeq lists its product as uncharacterized. Bases 1 to 3405 code for a protein of 1134 amino acids. NCBI's taxonomy places the organism in Eukaryota, Fungi, Ascomycota, Eurotiomycetes, Chaetothyriales, Herpotrichiellaceae. The transcript is spliced from 3 exons. The record is from RefSeq and is a predicted model, not a curated record.